UCCUCAAGGAAGGUAACUUUAAUUUACCCCAAAACGAUUUGGCACUGCGGAUUUUAAUUCCUCCGCUUCUGCCCCCAAAUCAGAUACCAAAGGAGGCAGAAGAAGAAGUUCAGAUUGGAGAGAGAGAGAGAGAGAAAGGGAGAUGAGCAGUGAGAGUGGCAGUGGUAGUAGUCCGAGACCCGUAGCGAGGAGAGAGAGUCCAUGGGGGAUGUCAGAGGGAGACCACAAACAGCCCACGCCCCACAGAUGCAACGAUCGGGUUGAAGAUGUCAUCCAAGCAUGCUUUGAAGGUAACCCUUUUAAGACAGUACCUGGUCCUUUCAAGCUGUUCUGGCAAUGCAUGCGCUCAAAACCUGGGUAUAGUUUUUCCUUAGUAGUGUUUUCUUUCAUUCAAAUGGAAGAACCAACAGAGCCAUUCCGCUAUCUGCAAUUGGAUCCGCCUAGUAGAGAAGUGAAGCUUGACUGAGCUUGUCUCCAAAUACUGUUUAUCCAUUUCUAGUUAUAAUGGAGGCUGAGAGCUUAGUUCCCACUUCUCAAAAGGGGUGGUAUGUUUUGUCACUGAGUUAUCAUUAGAGGACAUCUUGUAGAAUAUGUUGAAUAUUUAUAUGAAUGUGCUCGUAACUUGGACAGGUAAUUUUGGCGCUCUAGAUAUUAUAAAUCUGAUCAAUGAUUCCCAAUGGGAUUAAGACCGUUAAGGUCAUACCUUCCAGAAGUUCAUGUAGUUUGAUUGCAAAACCACAUGUUUCUCAACUCAAAUCAAGAAGACAAAAUUAAUAACGUAUUGUGGAUUAUUUCCGAAUGCAGUUUAUUAUUGUUUUUCUCCUUGAGUUGAACAAGAGUUUCCUCCUGAAUUUUGUUCACUGAUGUCUGAUGUUGGUAUUUGCUUUGUCCCUUUUGGUACAAACUUGAUUGAGAAUAAUGCUUACAUGAGAAGUUUGACGAUUUGGCUG
This is a messenger RNA of Rhododendron vialii, 950 nucleotides long. RefSeq lists its product as uncharacterized. The transcript is spliced from 4 exons. The record is from RefSeq and is a predicted model, not a curated record. Lineage: Eukaryota; Viridiplantae; Streptophyta; Magnoliopsida; Ericales; Ericaceae. The coding region runs from base 143 to 466 and encodes 107 amino acids.